CUAGUUCCUAUUCGCUUACCCUGUCAUCACUCAGCCAUGGCAAUCCUACCUUCCCGCCUCCUUUAUGCAGCGUGGCGCAGCGCAGUCAGCAGUUGGUGGCAAUCGUCUGUCAUCUUCGGCCUUCACACGCAGACGUCUAAUCGUUGUCGAGCUAGCCAGGAUGUCGACUUGACGGAUCUACCCGCCUGUAGCAUACGAGAUACCAUUAAGCCCCGGAUUCUGCUGACUGCAUGCAGCACACGAGGCAGGAAGGAUGCGAAGCCGACCAGGCUCGCGGAUCGGGGGGUGUUUGCGCAUCGAGGAUAUCAGGCGCGAUCGAAAAGACGGACUGCGGAAUGGGGAAAGAAGGAGCGGCGUGUGUAGAGUAGGUUUGGCGAUCUAAGCCUGGCACCGAGUAGUUAUCGUGGUCGACGUUUGGUGGGCAUUGGAAGGGCGCCGCACCGGAGGAGUUAGGUAUAUGUUCUUGAGGUAGAUGGGACUAGGGGUCUACUGCUAAUGAUACAGUGG
Messenger RNA from Trematosphaeria pertusa, 507 nucleotides. RefSeq lists its product as uncharacterized. The transcript has a single exon. NCBI's taxonomy places the organism in Eukaryota, Fungi, Ascomycota, Dothideomycetes, Pleosporales, Trematosphaeriaceae. The record is from RefSeq and is a predicted model, not a curated record. Bases 37 to 363 code for a protein of 108 amino acids.